Molecule: messenger RNA, 1137 nt
Organism: Solanum lycopersicum (tomato)
Lineage: Eukaryota; Viridiplantae; Streptophyta; Magnoliopsida; Solanales; Solanaceae
Gene: PELOTA
Product: protein pelota homolog
Biological process (GO): ribosome disassembly; nonfunctional rRNA decay; nuclear-transcribed mRNA catabolic process, non-stop decay
Cellular component (GO): cytoplasm
Source: RefSeq, marked provisional
AUGAAGAUUGUUCGUAGAGACUUUGUUCCUGAUGGUUCUGGUAGUGUAAAGAUAAUUCCAGAAGAAGCUGAUGAUCUAUGGGUUGCUUAUAAUCUGAUAGCUGAAGGUGAUACUGUAUUAGCUGUUACUGUUAGGAAGGUCCUGAGGGAAGCUGCUUCUGGAGGAAGAGAUGCUGAACGAGUGAAACUGAAAUUGGAAAUUAAAGUUGAGAAUGUGGAGUAUGACAAAGAAGGUUCUGCCUUGCGUAUUCGCGGGAAGAAUAUUCUGGAGAAUGAACAUGUAAAGAUAGGGGCCUUUCACACUCUGGAAAUUGAGCAACACAGACCUUUUGUGCUAAGAAAGGUGGUCUGGGACUCACUGGCACGGGAGGUUCUUCGUCAAGCUUCUGAUCCAUCUGCAAGUGCUGAUCUGGCUGUGGUUCUGAUGCAAGAAGGAUUGGCACACAUUCUUCUUAUUGGUAAAAGUGUGACUAUCACCCGUUCUCGUAUAGAGUCUUCUAUACCGCGCAAGCAUGGACCGGCUAUUGCAGGUUAUGAUAAGGCGUUAAAUAAAUUCUUUGACAAUGUUCUACAGGCCUUUGUCAAGCAUGUUGAUUUCAAAGUAGUUCGCUGUGCUGUGAUUGCAAGUCCAGGAUUCACCAAGGAUCAGUUUCAUCGUCACCUGUUGUUGGAAGCCGAGAGGAAGCAACUAAGACCUAUAAUAGAAAAUAAGUCACGCAUAAUUCUUGUCCAUACAACCUCGGGAUACAAACAUAGUUUGAAAGAGGUUAUGGAUGCCCCAAAUGUAAUGACUAUGAUAAAAGAUACAAAAGCUGCCAAAGAGGUUCAAGCCCUAAAGGAUUUUUUCAACAUGCUUUCAAAUGAUCCUGAUCGUGCAUGCUAUGGACCAAAGCAUGUUGAAGUUGCCCAUGAGCGUCUGGCUAUUCAGACACUUCUCAUUACUGACGAGCUCUUUAGGAGUUCUGAUGUAGAAACGAGGAAAAAGUAUGCUAAUUUGGUCGAUUCAGUCAAGGAUUCAGGUGGUACUGCUCUCAUUUUCUCGUCAAUGCAUGUCUCCGGAGAACAAUUGAAUCAGCUAACCGGCAUUGCUGCAAUCCUUCGUUUUCCUUUGCCGGAGCUGGAAGACAUUGAGAUGUGA